AUGCAAAAACGCCAAUAUAAAAGCAAUCGUAGAAAGAUUUUGCAGCUAGAUCCCGGAUCAGACAAGAUCGAUGCCAAUUCAUCAAUAUCUGCUAUGGAUGCAACCUUAGAGAUAGAAGAAACCAAUAUUGCCGGUCUUGUUAGCUAUGAAGACAGUGAUGAAGAGGUAAAAUCAAGCAAUAAGAAGCCCCUUAUCAAGCAGCCGGAGCGUAAAGAUCAAAUUGCACAAGAAGUUGCCAGCUUUAUGCUUGAAAUAGAUGCAAUGGAGCAAGAUACCAGUGAUGAUCAAAAUCUCAGGGCCACGCAGCCACCUAAAUCGACUGAAAUUAUAUCUACAUCUUUCCGAAGCCUUGACAAGACUGAUGAUAAAGCUAUAUGGUUAGAAUGUUACGAUCAGAAUUCCAAUAGUGUCUACUACUGGAAUACUGAAAAUAAUAAAGUUUCAUGGGUUCUACCUGAAAACGCCAAAGUACAAUCCGCGUUGUCACAGCUUUAUCAAGAUCACGCUGACGAUAUAAAAGCUACUAUUUCUGAUAGUGAUGAAAUUACCGGUAUAGAAGAAACAACAAAUGAAAAUAAUGUAAACAAAGAAAGUGAAAUUGAUCAAGCAAGAAAGAAGCGCCCAAUUCCUGAUAAUAAUACGGUAACGUUGGAAAAUGAUGCUAAAAAGCGACAUAUAGAAGCGUGCGAAGAAUCUCAUUCUGACAAGGGUCUAUCAAGUGAUAAAAUAACAGAUGACAUAAUAGAAGCAUCCUUACGACUUCGACAAAAGCUAGAUGUAAUGGGUGUGCAAAAACUAUCCAUAUCUGAUGCUCAAAUAGCUCUAAUUCAAUUAGAGAUACGUUUCAACGAUUGGCAAAAGGGUGUAUUAAAUGGUAAAUAUUUUCUGGAGAGAAUUUUAGAAACCGAAAAAUCCUUCCAUAAACCUUACGAUUUAGACAGCAUAAAUUCUUUAGAAGAUUCGAUCGAAAGUCCGGAAAAUCUAGAAAAACAAGAGAUAGUCGAGGAAGAACCUGGUUUAGAAGCUGCAGAUCAGCAUCCUGACGAUAGCCAAGAAUGCACCCCCCACACUCCUGACAUUUCGAGUGUUGAAGAAGGUGAAAUUAUCGACAGCCCGCCGUCAAGCGAGACUACCGUAACAGAAGAGACUUACAAUACCAAGGAUGUGUCAGAUAGCGUACAUGACAGCCUUCCGCCCGAUUCUGAAGACACUACAAAUGUCAAUACCGACGAAAGCUGUUACUUUCAAUUUCAGAAACGUACUGAAUCGCCGGUAGCGCCGAAGAAAAAAGAGCUUGGUUGUAUAUAUCUUCCUUAUUCAAAUAAAGCAUUACCUAAAUAUGAUUUAAGAGACCGUGGUUAA
This is a messenger RNA of Trichoplax adhaerens, 1362 nucleotides long. RefSeq lists its product as uncharacterized. The record is from RefSeq and is a predicted model, not a curated record. Bases 1 to 1362 code for a protein of 453 amino acids. Lineage: Eukaryota; Metazoa; Placozoa; Uniplacotomia; Trichoplacea; Trichoplacidae. Gene Ontology annotation, molecular function: protein binding. The transcript is spliced from 12 exons.